CGAAGUUUUAUCUCCUUUCUUUGCCACCGACUAUUUAACAUGAAAUGAAUAAGUGGCCAGCAGCUAUCGGAAAAGAAAAAUUAAUUGACGGUCGAUUUUGGUGUGGAUUUCUGCAGGUGUAACCACCUGAGAGGGACCGACGAGACGAUUAAAAAAAUGGGAGAUUCUGUCGGAAUUUUAUAGUGACUAUCAAUUUGAAUAGUGAGUAUUUAGUGAAUCGAUAUUGAAAUUGAGGUAUUAGAAGAAAUUUAAAUACAUUUGGUAAGAAUCAGCCAUUUUUGAACCAAACUCUUAGCAUACCAUCCAGAGAAAAAAAAAUUAAGAAAACGUACUCUAAAAUAAUUAAGUAAAACGAAAUUGCUGUUUUUUAAAAGCUGCGGAAAAGAUUCACUUUAUCUUGCAAAAUGGCAGCGAAGAAAUUGUACAGCUUUCUAAAGCACUCAGGUCUUAUAAGGCUUCAGCACUUCUGAUCUUUAAUAUCAUCAGGCGAAGAACAGGCGCGGCUCUCAUCCGUGUAAGAAAGAUAAUAGCCUCCCGCUGAAUAGCGGUUUCAGCGAAUCCCGCCCAUCCGACGACGAGGACGAACUGUAGAAGAAUUGGAAACUGCUUGUUUUUCGUUUCUUCCACAAAAGCGGCAUCGAACUAGUGAAACUAACAAUUUUGUUUUGUGAAAGUCAACACCUGUUUGAUCCCAAUCGUCUCGACACGACAAGCGGAUUUUUUUCGGAGGAUUAACACAUCUUCGGAGAAAAUGUGGAUCCUUCUGUGCUGUACCUCCCUUUUGGUGUCGGUGGUGUCGGCUGCCGAAUGCGAGUGGCCGGCCGGCCUGGGAGACUCUCUGAGAUACCGUUGCACCUGCUUCACGGGAAACGAUGAGCAGAGAAGGACUGUCACCUGUGGAAGUGGCGUGGAUGUGGCCGUUCUAGUAGAGGCAUUGAGGACUGGCCCACCCCUAGAUCUCUUGCAAAUCUCGAACUCCUCUGUGAACCAUCUCCAGGACAUGCUGUUUGAAGGACUAAACAUCAGAGCCCUGCGACUUAGUGGACUAGGGAUUGAAUCUAUCGGAGACAAAGCCUUCCUAAGUCUAGAGAGGUCCCUCGCCAACCUCGACCUGCAAGGUAACAGGCUUGAACAGGUGCCGACCGCAGCACUGAAGGGUCUACUAGGACUCAGAGAGCUAGACCUGUCUAAUAACGGGAUCACGGACAUUAGAGAGAACGCCUUCGAUGGUUUGACCCUCACUACCCUCAAGCUGAAUGGCAAUCCGUUAAGGAUCACAGACUCUUCGUUCGCUGGUCUUGAAGCAACCCUCCGCAACUUACACAUCAAAUCGGCCGACCUGGAGGUGCUACCACCUGUGAAGCAAAUGGGAUCUCUGUCUUUCUUAGACCUGAGCCAAAACCGUAUUUCGGACUUGGGACGAGGAGCCUUCACUAAUCUCAGGCAGCUGGGCGCCCUGUACCUCGAGAGAAACUCCAUCCAGGAACUCGAGCCUGGAGCUUUCGAGGGUCUCAACGCAUCGCUCAGCUCGUUGUCUCUACUCAACAACCGCAUCGAAGAGUUCCCGACGGGUGCCAUGAAGACGCUCGCUCACCUCAGGGUUCUUGACUUGGGUUUCAACCGUAUCCACAGUGUUCCGAAAGAUGCAUUUUCUGGCAAUUCUUUGCUCAGUCUUCUGGCCCUGGAUGGCAACCCGCUAGCUACCCUCUCCGAAGAAACCUUCUCGCACCUCAACACCACCCUGCGAGCCCUCAGCAUAGGAGGCAGCACUUUGGUGUGCGACUGUCGUCUGCGCUGGGUGGUGGAGUGGGUACGAGGUCACGAUUUACAGGUGACGAGUCGAGAAAGAAACCCACAGUUCUGUGGACGACCAGCUCGUCUGAAGAGGAGAACUCUGCCCCAGAUGAACCCCAACGAGCUCAGAUGCGACGACUCUCCCCCCACAAGUUCCACCAGCCCUUCGCUGAAACGAGUAGAGGCCUCGCUCAGCCCCACUCCCACGCGGAUUCCAUCCGCCGGGACCGGGAGGGACCUGCGUGCUCCGAGGACCUCCAACUUCGACAACCUGCGCAUCAAAGACGUGGUGAGGCGGGGCACGGAGGUCACCAUCCACUGGGAGGGCGGCCUCCCUAAGGAGGACAACCUGGUGAGGGCCCGUGUUCCCGACACUGCUCCCGUGCACGCCAUGUUCCGUAUUUUCGGAGAACCACACUUUCAGCUAGGCAGUAGGGUCAAUCCGGCUGCCGGAUGGACGCAGUUUCUGGUGCCGGAGGGGCGACCAGUGGUCGUGUGCGUUGUCGACAGUGCUCAGGCAGCAACGCUCUCUGCGAGCUCAGUGCCUAGGAAUCAGUGCAGCGAAGUCACAGCUGAAAAGGUUUCGGAUUCCCAGCUGAACAAAAUGAUCAUCGGAUCUUCCGCAGCUGUAUGUGGCAUGAUCAUCUUGGCUGUCGUCAUCUUCGUCUGCUGCUCUCGUCGUUCGUCGGAUAAGCUGCGGCAGCCGGCUCGCCCCGUCAUCAAAUCCUCAGAACAUGAAUGGGACACCGCAUCUUUCUACAGUGGGCGGAGUAUUCCUCGGGCAAGGGCCUACCAUGGGGGUGGAUCUAUCAAUCCCUCUUACCUACCACCAGACGAUGUCCAAUCCUUUCGUUCCUUACCACCUGCCUCUCGAGGACCCCGUGGAAUGAUGCCCAGGGGUGGUGACCCAGCCUUGCACCGUUCCCAGAUAGCUCUGUCUCAGCUAUCCGGACCUAAUUCCUUUUUGGGUGCCUUCGGAGCAGAGCAUCAAUCAGCCGGAGGAUGGGGACACCAGUGGGAUCACGUUGAUGCCUACUCGGAGAGACAUGCCCCCUCGAGACUCUCUUAUGGGAAGGAUUUCGGUUAAGGUUCAUUGAGUGAUCAUCAUUCUUGCUGAAAUUGUUCAACGUCUUAUUGUGUUGUACCAUGAACUGAAGCCCUGUCUUCAUAGAACAAUCUCCAAAGGAGAUUUUUGUCAAUUCUGACGUCAUUAUUUCAUUGUAACAGCUCUUCAUUUGUCCAAUGUUCUACUCGAUCUCAUUACGUUUGUACCAUCCUAAACAGCCGCCGAAAAUUGUGGAAAGUGGGUGUUUUCCUCAAACUAAUAUUAAGUGGAGGUACAUACAACAUUGACACUUAGGGCGUUUUGGAAUUGUUGAAAAAAUAAUAAUAAAGAAAUAAUAGCGUUGCGCAUAAUUAAAUCGUUUGUUAUGCACUUUUUUACCUUCUCUGGAGAUGGAUCAAAAUAUUAAUACUUUAAAAGUAGAACACAUUACAUGGGAAGUGGGAAUUCACUCUACAGAAUUUAGUUAAGAAAUGUAGUGUGAAUUUUUCAAUAAAGUGUGAUGGGUAAAUGAGAUCAGAAAUUAAAGUUGGUAAACAUUGGUAUUUAUUCUAACCAAGGAGAGUCAUUCUCUCAGUAACGCAGACGCGUUGCCGUGGAAACAAGUCGGAAGUUAUCACCGCAAUUUUGGCUAAUAUAGGAACAACCGCACUUUCCUCAAUUUAGAUGGCUUUUCAACGGCUGGAAAGGACCAUGUGCAGUGAGAUUGAACUCGGCCGUGAUUGAUCAAAACGAGAUAAAAUGACGUCAAUACUUAUGUAUCCAUGGUAUGAAACGAUAUCAGAAACAGGUGUUAAGUGGAACUAAUUGUGUGACGAGCUUCCUGAAACUGAGUACGCUUCGUAAAAUUGACGAGUUCACUACUCGAGUCUACUUGUCUUUCACAGGAAACUAAUACAAAAUUCUCGAUUACCUGAUUUUUGUGUUCAUGACAGGGACAGUGCCAUUCUAUUGAUGAAUGGACAGUUUUCUCAAACGUUUCUAAACUCUCUUCAAGCUUUUUCUCAUCAUUUUGACCAAAUUACAGUUCGAGGAAGAUUUUCUCUUUCGUAGAUUUAGAUUUCUGUACCACAUUUGUAAAUAGAUAUUGAAGACUGACUCAUGCAAAGGACGAAGAAAAAUACGUAAUGACAUGAUUAUCACUUAAUUGUACUAAUGAUUUAUGACUAAGACAUGCACAGCACAAUGUGCAAGUCUCCUUGUGGGGAUUUAAAUAAAAGA
Uloborus diversus is the source of this 4078-nucleotide messenger RNA. RefSeq names its product leucine-rich repeats and immunoglobulin-like domains protein 1. Gene Ontology annotation, molecular function: protein binding. Lineage: Eukaryota; Metazoa; Arthropoda; Arachnida; Araneae; Uloboridae. Bases 752 to 2881 code for a protein of 709 amino acids. The transcript has 8 exons. The record is from RefSeq and is a predicted model, not a curated record.